AUGGUGUGGCAAUGACGUCAUCUCAAUCAACAUUAUGGGAGAACUCGCCUCAGUUAGGACUCGAAGUUUGAACAGUGAGGAUCUCUAGAUUCAGUGUUAAAAGGAUUUCGUGUUCUUGUGCUCAAGUGUUAAGGAUUUUCCGCUUGAAGUGUAGGAAAAACACCACUUCAAUUAAGGAUACGUAGAGUGGUCGAUACCUACUACAAAGGUGGAGCAGAAAUGAAUGCCUUUCAAUGUGCCAUCCUUAUCUUCGCUUUGCUUGAGAGUGUGCAUUCAUACAGCAAGUUUGGUAGGAAAUGUGACGAUAUAGGGUGCGCCUCCAACGAGGAAUGUGUGAUGGCUAGCAAGCCAUGUUCGUAUUUUGACAGAAAGGACGAGUGUGGAGAAUAUCCCACAUGUAAAAAAGUUGGAAAUGGAGUCAAAAGUUGUGACAACUACGUAUGUCCACCCUCAAAAGUUUGCAAAAUGGAUGGUGGUAUACCAAAAUGCUUCGACGAUUCCAGUAAAAUUGGAAAAGUACCACUUUACGACACGAGCAAUCUAAACGGACAAUCCCACCCAAGUGGGAACUACAAUCCUAGCGCCCCUUCUGCCUCUGGAGGCUCUCUAUAUCCAAACAUAAGACCAGAUGGCAAUACCCAUAACACCGGCUACAAUAACCCUGGUUACCAACAACCUGCUGGAGGAGUACAAAGACCCAUGGGUAAUUAUGGUGGUUACCAACAACCCUCAAAUAACUAUGGUGGUUACCAACAACCGUCAAACAACUACGGCGGUUACCCAGCAUCUGGUGGUUACCCAGGUUACAACAAUAGGCCCGCAGGAGGAUAUGUCCAACAGAACGGUGGUUACGGAGGUUAUAACAGAGCUCAGCAACAACCAGCAGCGCCAUCUGGAUACUAUGUUGCUGGAGCUGGUUACCAACAGCCAUCACCAAACUAUGGUUAUGGCUCAAAUAAUAAUAGAUACCCUAACGAUGGUUACGGAUAUUCUCAAGGUGGAUAUGGCAAUAAUAACUACGGAUACAACCAAAACGGACAAAACAGACCAAAGGGCAACAGCGGUUCUUCCUUCACAGACUCCCUCAAGGACGCAUUGAAAAAAAUAGGUUCGGAUUUCCUUCAAAAAGCUGUUUCUGGUGCACUGAAGACAAAUUAAAUUAUCGCUUGAAUAUGUAGAACAAAUGUAAUUCUCUAUUUUUUUCAGGGAUACUGAUCCUAGUAGUCCAUUGUAUCAGCCAAUACUAUUGGAGGUAGAACACAAAAGAAACAAUGGCGCAAAAACUAAGAGCUGUGAUUGUUUAUAACAUUAGAAGAGAUGUGUUAGGGAAGAUUCAAGAAUAAAAUUUUUUCGUACCUGUUCUAGUCAUUGAGAUCUGAUACAUUCAUAUACUCAUAGGAUUUCUAUCAAUAGUAGUCCCAGCAUUUCACCUCCUUAUAUGCUUUACAUACUAGAAAUAGUCAAUUUUAUUUUUAUUCCACCAAAAUUGACUAUUUUCCAAGCAACCCUUAUUCCAUUAACAUCUGCAUGCUUUCUACCCUUGUUUUGGAUUUUGGAAGUGGUUAUUUUCAAAGCUCUGUUUAUUUUUGCUACUAAUAUGCCGUUGGUUUCUUUAUUGUUCUUUUUUUAUUGUUUGAUUUUUGUUAUAACAACAAUUACCUUGCUUUUGUGUUAAACUGCUAGUUUUACAUUAAAAUAAUGUAGGAAAUUA
Messenger RNA from Harmonia axyridis, 1711 nucleotides. RefSeq names its product prisilkin-39-like. NCBI's taxonomy places the organism in Eukaryota, Metazoa, Arthropoda, Insecta, Coleoptera, Coccinellidae. The coding region runs from base 220 to 1158 and encodes 312 amino acids. The record is from RefSeq and is a predicted model, not a curated record. The transcript is spliced from 7 exons.